AUGUCGGUCAACUUUCGCGACCGCGCCAUUGCCGAGGUGCAAAAGGCCAUCACGGCCGACCACAACCAGGAGUACCAAAAGGCCUUUGACCUCUACAUGUCCUCCAUGGAGCUCUGGGUCAAGGCGCUCAAGUGGGAGAAGAACAAGGCGCUCAAGGCGACUUUGCAAGAGAAAAUGGCAACCUACCUGGAUCGCGCCGAGAAACUCAAGGUGUUCUUGCAGAACGAGGCGGAGGGCGGCAACAACGGCAGUGGAAAGUCCCUCAUGGGCGUCAACGGGUCGAGCACUGGUAAGGCCAAGAGCGCGCCCGAGGACGACGACAACAAGAAGCUACGGAACGCCCUCUCGGGCGCCAUCUUGCAAGAACGGCCAAACGUGCGGUGGGAGGACAUUGCUGGUCUGGAGGGUGCCAAGGAGACGUUGAAGGAGGCCGUCGUCCUGCCGAUCAAGUUCCCCUCGCUAUUCCAGGGCAAACGCCAAGCAUGGAAGGGUAUCUUGCUGUAUGGUCCCCCAGGUACCGGUAAAAGUUACCUUGCCAAGGCCGUGGCCACGGAAGCCAACAGCACGUUCUUCAGUAUCAGCAGUUCAGACCUGGUCAGCAAGUGGAUGGGUGAGAGUGAACGCUUGGUCAAGGCGCUCUUCUCCAUGGCGCGCGAGAACAAGCCAUCAGUCAUCUUCAUUGAUGAGAUUGACGCGCUCUGUGGGCCCCGUGGUGAAGGCGAGUCCGAGGCAUCAAGACGUAUCAAGACGGAGAUUCUGGUGCAAAUGGAUGGUGUAGGAAACGACAGCAAAGGUAUCUUGGUGCUCGGCGCAACGAACAUUCCGUGGCAACUAGAUGCCGCCAUCCGACGACGAUUUCAACGACGUGUACACAUUGGUCUACCUGACCUGAAUGGCCGUGCCAGGAUGUUCAGGCUUGCGAUUGGCGACACAGAUACGGCAUUGGUGGCGAGCGACUACAACAUCCUAGCGCAAAAGUCAGAAGGCUUCUCUGGCAGUGAUAUUGCAAACGUGGUGCAAUCUGCGCUGAUGCGACCGGUGCGCAAGAUUCUGCAAGCGACACAUUUCAAGGCCGUCAUGAAAGAUGGCAAGCGCAUGCUGACUCCUUGUUCACCGGGCGAGCCUGACAAGAUCGAAAUGACCUACGACGACGUCGACUCGGAGGAACUCCUCGCGCCCGACGUAACACUCAAAGACUUUGAAGUGGCCUUGGACGACUCGCAUCCGACGGUGUCAAAGGACGACAUUGAGCGGCAGAUUGAGUGGACGAACGAGUUUGGUAGCGAGGGAGCCUGA
Molecule: messenger RNA, 1296 nt
Organism: Emericellopsis atlantica
Lineage: Eukaryota; Fungi; Ascomycota; Sordariomycetes; Hypocreales; Bionectriaceae
Product: P-loop containing nucleoside triphosphate hydrolase protein
Exons: 2
Coding region: 1-1296 (431 amino acids)
Biological process (GO): endosomal transport; vacuole organization
Molecular function (GO): ATP binding; ATP hydrolysis activity
Source: RefSeq, a predicted model, not a curated record